UUUUCAUUUCCAAAUGUCAUUGUAGCAAAUUUUGGAAAACUAUCGGAGUCAAAUAAAUUUACGCUUUCGAUAAAAGCAAGUGCAUUGUACCCUGUAGUUUUUAAAACAGAUCAGUACGUUUCCUUCUCGCAUCAAAAUCCGGAACCCUUGGCCAUGAAGCUAGUCUCGUAUCUGGAAAAUUCUGAUGGCGUCGGCUUACCCAGCCUGGCAAGCAGCCCGAACCACGCAAAUGAUUCGGAGUUCUGUGUGCCGCGUGCCGCUGAGCCCACGACCAAUUUGCAACAGUUCUAUCAGGUGCAGGAACGCCUGCAGACCGAUCUGCUAGCCUGCGACGCGCGAUUCUCGCUCUUUGUGGCGGCUGCCAACAGCUAUAUGUACGAGACGCUGCUGCGGCCCUUCCCCAAGGAGUUUCUCGACAGCAAUCAGCGUCCGGACAUUAAUGCCAUCUUCGAUACCGUUGCCGACAUUGAUCGACUGGAGACCAUUCUCGCCCAGCUAUUGAAGAGCAACUACAGUCGCUAUCACGUCAAAGUUAUGCAUCUUCUGCACGCUGUUCUGGUGCGGCACGGCGAGCGUGUGGCAUUGAGCACACUACGACCAUGUGAGUUCGAAGAUCUGUAUACGCAUCUGCAGAUUGGAAAGCCCCGCAUGGCGCCCACACAGAUCUUUGAGGUCACACCGAGCCUGAAAUGUGCACAUACCAAGGAAUACACCAGUCUGCGCGAACAGUGUCCGGUCCGGAUAGGAUUUUACGGCGCCAAGCUGGAGCAGCUCUAUGCCAUGCUGACCGUGGGCUGUCUACCCAUGGACAAGCCCUUGGUACUGGCCAGGAACGUGGACGAGGCGCUCCAGCUCAGUCCAGAAAGUCCAGGCUGGGGCGGCUCACGCUGCGGCGCCAUGCUUAGAUGCGUGGCCGUUGUGGAGUAUGUGGUGGUGCCCGCGCAUGUCUCUGUGGAUGAUGACAAUGGUCUUGUGACCGUCAGCGAGGCCAGCUGCAUGCAGAUCUCGUAUCUGAUGUUCUUUGGCAAGAGCUUUGGCAAGUUUGAGAUACCGUUGAUGCGUCAGCCCAAGUUAACCGUCAAUUGGAAUGAGACGGUCAAGUGGAUGGAGGACAAUAAAUAUGCACUUUCGCUCGGUGUAUACCUGAUGGUUUUAUCCCUGUCCUCGUCCAACGGACGUGGCAUAUUGCACAGAUUCGCUUGCACGGGCCUGCAUGUGCUAAGGAAAGGAUUUCUGAAAAUUUAAGCGUUUUUCUGUCCCUUUGACUGACUAAUUGGCUAAUAUAAUCACUUUAUUGCCCUUUGCUCGCCGAGAGCAAUAAAGUGCUUAUAUGCGCCAAUAAAGUCAAGACUCCCUGAAAUUCAAACAUUCAAUCAAAUAAGCUUUAAGUAAACAAAAUUUAACAGCUACAUUUGGCAUACCAAAUAUUAAAUACCCUAGCAGACAUA
Messenger RNA from Drosophila montana, 1448 nucleotides. It is a transcript of the gene Parp16, whose product is annotated as Poly(ADP-ribose) polymerase 16. The transcript has a single exon. The record is from RefSeq and is a predicted model, not a curated record. The coding region runs from base 154 to 1245 and encodes 363 amino acids. Lineage: Eukaryota; Metazoa; Arthropoda; Insecta; Diptera; Drosophilidae. Gene Ontology annotation, molecular function: protein serine/threonine kinase activator activity; kinase binding. Gene Ontology annotation, cellular component: endoplasmic reticulum tubular network; membrane; nuclear envelope. Gene Ontology annotation, biological process: endoplasmic reticulum unfolded protein response.